Messenger RNA from Haliaeetus leucocephalus (bald eagle), 249 nucleotides. It is a transcript of the gene FKBP2, whose product is annotated as FK506 binding protein 2, 13kDa. The transcript is spliced from 4 exons. The record is from RefSeq and is a predicted model, not a curated record. Gene Ontology annotation, biological process: protein peptidyl-prolyl isomerization. The annotation marks the transcript as partial. NCBI's taxonomy places the organism in Eukaryota, Metazoa, Chordata, Aves, Accipitriformes, Accipitridae. Gene Ontology annotation, molecular function: peptidyl-prolyl cis-trans isomerase activity.
CGGCGGCCGGAGGCCUGCGGGGUGCGAUCCCGCCGGGGGGACCUGCUCCACAUGCACUACACGGGGCACCUGGAGGACGGCUCCCAGUUUGACAGCAGCCUGAGCCGGGACCAGCCCUUCGUCUUCUCGCUGGGCACCGGCCAGGUCAUCAAGGGCUGGGACCAGGGGCUGCUGGGGAGGGUCCAGGGGGGGGCCGUGCUUAUCUUCGAGGUGGAGCUGCUGAAGAUCGAGCGGCGGCCGGAGCUUUAG